CCAAGCUACAGGAUACAUUAACCAUUAUAGUAUCAAGGUGGUUUGUUGAUUUUUCAUCACACUUCCUCCCUCAUCAACAACACAACUUGCCUCGAUAUUUCGGUACUUCAGUACAUCAAAGGCAUUUUCAUUUAUUGUAAGUUUAUCUAUCAACAAUCUCUCAUGUUGGGGACACUUAAGGCAGAGGCAUAGAGCUCAAAACCUUACAGGUGCAUGGCGUGGGAGGGGAACCUUGCAGAACAUUUACUGAUAUUUACAUUGGAAUAGGCCACGAGUCAACAACAUAACACAUAAUUUGGAGGAAUCAAUACAGCGAAGAUGACACUCUAUUACAGUCUUGUAUGUUUACACAUUUCCGCAAUCUGGCUUUAAAACUUCACCACGCCCUCAUGUCAAUCCGAGGCUCCCGCGAUGUUUAACAAACAACAUGCUAAUGAUCAUUUUAACAGGUCUUCGUGCUCCUCGUAGCAGAGAUGGCACUCUUCAUGCUUCUCAUCGUUCCUCUUCCUUUCACAAUCCGCCGAAAGAUGUUUACUUUCAUGUUCGUGGUUCCCCAUUAUUUUUCUUCUUCAUGCAGCUACUGAUACCCCACUAGAAGCGAAAGUCGACUGGUAGCAAAAUUACAGUACGGGAUGAAGAUUACAUUUAUCUUCAUCCUGAUCCUGUUUAUCGAUAGUGUAAACAGAGUAUAUAGGGUUCAGGUCGAAUUGGCAGAAGCCAAUAAGAGCCAAGCUGGGUAUGUUUUCGUCCCCACAUUAUUUUAGACCAAAUCUAACAAGUAGCAGUAACCCGGUUCUCGGUCACGAACGCAUGGAAGUACAAGCCCGCAAGUUCUACUCUCAACGCAACAUGUAUCUCUGCGGUUUCACACUUUUCCUCUCCCUAAUCCUCAACCGAACCUACACCAUGAUCCUCGAAGUUCUCCGCUUGGAAGAAAAGGUUAACCGCUACGAGGGUAUUGGCAAGACCAACGGAAAGGACUCUGAAAAAUUGGACCGUGCCGGAAGUGCUGGGGAGAUUGGCAGACUUAAGAACUUGUUGGCUCAAAAGGAAAAAGAUAUUGAGACCCUCAAGGAACAAUCGGCCAGAAACAAGCAAUUUUCUGAUGACAUUCUUGAUAAAGCUCAAGCUGGUGAACCUUCUGCUGGUUCCAGAAAGGAGAAAUAAUAUGCUCUCUAAGCUAAAUGGUUUUGAACGCUUUGGUGGACUAUACGAAUGAAUUAGUAUUGGGAGAGGAUGAGCUUGGUGGGGAUGAAUAUGGUGGUGCUGUGAGUGAAUGAUUUUGGGAUGGGUAGGGAGUGAAGAUGGAGCGUGACUUUUGCGAAGGUUUAUUGUGGGAAAAGCCUGCUUCAUGAGUUUUAGUGGCGUAUUCAUGAGAUAGGAAAAUGCAUAUAUGAUAUGAAUUGACUGACUGCG
This is a messenger RNA of Sclerotinia trifoliorum, 1416 nucleotides long. The record is from the annotation of a GenBank genome assembly. Lineage: Eukaryota; Fungi; Ascomycota; Leotiomycetes; Helotiales; Sclerotiniaceae.